GGGUCCCUGGGACGGGCUCCGGCCGCCUGGGCGCCAGCCCUCGGGCCCGUGGCCGCUGUCCAGGAGCCUCGCUUUCCCCUGCAGGGUUAAUUAUUUCGAUUGUAAAGAAUUUCAUCAUUCCUGGCGACUUCUGCUAAGGAUUUUUUUCAGUUUUGCUCAAGAGAAAGCUCUGAAUCUAUCAAGUAGCUCUUAAAGAAGUCCUUUGUGUGGGUUAUAAAUAUAGAUGUUUUCAUGAAGAGGAGUGAAAAGCCAGAAGGAUAUAGACAAAUGAGGCCUAAGACCUUUCCUGCCAGUAACUACUCUGGCAGUAGCCGGCAAAUGUUGCAAGAAAUUCGGGAAUCCCUUAGGAAUUUAUCCAAACCAUCAGAUGCUGCUAAAGCUGAGCAUAACAUAAGUAAAAUGUCAACUGAAGAUCCUCGACAAGUUAGAAAUCCACCCAAAUUUGGGACCCAUCAUAAAGCCUUACUGGAAAUUCGAAACUCUCUACAACCGUUUGCAAAUGAAACAAGUCGGAGUACUUCAGAAGUUAAUCCACAAAUGCUUCAAGAUUUGCAAGCUGCUGGAUUUGAUGAGGAUAUGGUUAUACAAGCUCUUCAGAAAACUAACAACAGAAGUAUAGAGGCAGCAAUUGAAUUCAUUAGUAAAAUGAGUUACCAAGAUCCUCGCCGGGAACAGAUGGCUGCAGCAGCUGCCAGACCUCUCAAUGCCAGCUUGAAACCAGGGAGUGUGCAACAACCAGUUAACCGCAAACAAAGCUGGAAGGGUUCCAAAGAAUCCUUAGUUCCUCAGAGACAUGGCCCACCACUAGGAGAAAGCGUGGCCUAUCGUUCCGAAAGUCCCAACUCGCAGACAGAUGUAGGAAGACCUUUGUCAGGAUCUGGUAUAACAGCAUUUGCUCAAGCCCACCCAAGCAAUGGACAGAGGGUGAACCCCCCACCACCUCCUCAAGUAAGGAGUGUCACUCCUCCCCCACCUCCCAGAGGCCAGACUCCCCCUCCAAGAGGUACAACUCCACCUCCUCCCUCGUGGGAACCAAACUCUCAAACAAAGCGCUAUUCCGGAAACAUGGAAUAUGUAAUCUCCCGAAUCUCUCCAGUUCCACCUGGAGCCUGGCAGGAGGGCUAUCCUCCACCGCCUCUGAACACGUCCCCAAUGAAUCCUCCUAAUCAGGGACAGAGAGGCAUUAGUUCUGUUCCUGUUGGCAGACAACCUAUCAUCAUGCAGAGUUCCAACAAAUUUAACUUUCCACCAGGAAGACCUGGAAUUCAGAAUGGUAGCGGUCAAACUGAUUUUAUGAUACACCAAAAUGUCCCUGCUGGCACUGUGAAUCGGCAGCCGCCCCCUCCGUAUCCUCUGACCCCAACUAAUGGACAGAGCUCUUCUGCUUUACAAACAGGGGGAUCUGCUGCCCCUUCAUCAUAUACAAAUGGAAACAUUCCCCAAUCUAUGAUGGUGCCAAACAGAAACAGUCAUAACAUGGAACUUUAUAACAUUAAUGCACCUGGACUGCAAACAACGUGGCCUCAGUCAUCUUCUGCUCCAGCCCAGUCAUCCCCAAGCAGUGGGCAUGAAAUCCCCACAUGGCAACCUAACAUACCAGUGAGGUCAAAUUCCUUUAAUAACCCGUUAGGAAAUAGAACAAGUCAUUCUGCUAAUUCUCAGCCCUCAGCUACAACAGUCACUGCAAUUACACCAGCUCCUAUUCAACAGCCUGUGAAAAGUAUACGUGUAUUAAAACCAGAGCUACAGACUGCGUUAGCACCUACACACCCUUCUUGGAUACCCCAGCCAAUUCAAACGGUUCAACCUAGUCCUUUUUCUGAGGGUACCACUUCAAAUAUGACUGUUAUGCCUCCUGUUGCUGAGGCUCCAAAUUAUCAAGGCCCACCUCCACCUUACCCAAAACAUCUGCUACACCAAAACCCAUCUGUUCCCCCAUAUGAAUCAAUCAGUAAAUCUAGCAAAGAGGAUCAGCCCAGCUUGCCCAAGGAAGAUGAGAGUGAAAAAAGUUACGAAAAUGUGGAUGGUGGGGAUAAAGAAAAGAAACAGAUUACAACUUCACCCAUCACUGUUAGGAAAAACAAGAAAGAUGAAGAGCGAAGGGAAUCUCGUAUUCAAAGUUACUCUCCUCAGGCGUUUAAAUUCUUUAUGGAGCAACACGUAGAAAAUGUACUCAAAUCUCAUCAGCAACGGCUACAUCGGAAAAAACAGUUAGAGAAUGAAAUGAUGCGGGUUGGACUAUCUCAAGAUGCCCAGGAUCAAAUGAGAAAGAUGCUUUGCCAAAAGGAGUCUAAUUAUAUCCGUCUUAAGAGGGCUAAAAUGGACAAGUCUAUGUUUGUGAAGAUAAAGACACUAGGAAUAGGAGCAUUUGGUGAAGUCUGUCUAGCAAGAAAAGUAGAUACUAAGGCUUUGUACGCAACAAAAACUCUUCGAAAGAAAGAUGUUCUGCUUCGAAAUCAAGUCGCUCAUGUUAAAGCUGAGAGAGAUAUCCUGGCCGAAGCUGACAAUGAAUGGGUAGUUCGUCUAUAUUAUUCAUUCCAAGAUAAGGACAAUUUAUACUUUGUAAUGGACUAUAUUCCUGGGGGUGAUAUGAUGAGCCUAUUAAUUAGAAUGGGCAUCUUUCCAGAAAAUCUGGCACGAUUCUACAUAGCAGAACUUACCUGUGCCGUUGAAAGUGUUCAUAAAAUGGGUUUUAUUCAUAGAGAUAUUAAACCUGAUAAUAUUUUGAUUGAUCGUGAUGGUCAUAUUAAAUUGACUGACUUCGGCCUCUGCACUGGCUUCAGAUGGACACAUGAUUCUAAGUACUAUCAGAGUGGUGACCAUCCACGGCAAGAUAGUAUGGAUUUCAGUAAUGAAUGGGGUGACCCUUCUAAUUGUCGAUGUGGAGAUAGAUUGAAGCCAUUGGAGCGGAGAGCUGCACGCCAACAUCAGCGGUGUCUUGCACAUUCGUUGGUUGGGACACCCAAUUAUAUUGCACCUGAAGUGUUGUUACGAACAGGCUAUACACAGUUAUGUGAUUGGUGGAGUGUUGGUGUAAUUCUUUUUGAAAUGUUGGUGGGUCAACCUCCUUUCUUGGCACAAACACCAUUAGAAACACAAAUGAAGGUUAUCAACUGGCAAACAUCUCUUCACAUUCCACCUCAAGCUAAACUGAGUCCUGAAGCCUCUGAUCUUAUUAUUAAACUUUGCCGAGGACCAGAAGAUCGCUUAGGCAAGAAUGGAGCUGAUGAAAUAAAAGCUCAUCCAUUUUUUAAAACAAUUGAUUUCUCCAGUGACCUGAGACAGCAAUCUGCUUCAUACAUUCCUAAAAUCACACACCCAACGGAUACAUCAAAUUUUGAUCCUGUUGAUCCUGAUAAGUUAUGGAGUGAUGAUAAUGAGGAAGAAAAUGUAAACGACACUCUCAACGGAUGGUAUAAAAAUGGAAAGCACCCUGAACAUGCUUUCUAUGAAUUUACCUUUCGGAGGUUCUUUGAUGACAAUGGCUACCCAUAUAAUUAUCCAAAGCCUAUUGAAUAUGAAUAUAUUAAUUCACAAGGCUCAGAGCAACAGUCAGAUGAAGAUGAUCAACACACAGGCUCAGAGAUCAAAAAUCGUGAUCUAGUGUAUGUUUAACACACUAGGAAAUGUAAUGAGGAUUUGCAAAAAGACCUGAAACGCAGAGUUUUUUGAGGCUCCGAGAGUAAAAUUAUGCAAAUGUGACAGAGCUAUGUAUGAGUGCUCUGUGUACAAUAUUUUAUGUUCCUAAAUUAUGGAAAAUCUUUUUUAAAUGUUAAUUUAUUCCAGCCUUUUUAAUCAGUAAUUUAGAAAAAAAAAUUGUUAUAAAGAAAAUAAAUUAUGAACUGAAUAUUAUAGUCAGUUCUUGGUACUUAAAGUACUUAAAAAUAAAAAAAAAAUAGUGCUUUGUUUAAAGGAGAAACCUGGUAUCUAUUUGUACAUACACUAAAUAAUUUUAAAAGACAAGAAUAUUUGAAAUUUUUUUGAAAGACAGUUUUAGUUUUAUCUUGCUUUAACCAAAUAUGAAAUGUACCCCACAUUUACAGAUUUUUUUUUUUUUUUUACCCCAUAUCCUGGUUUUUGGUACAAAAUAAGCUAUAGAAAUUAAGCCAUUAUGGUGAUGAGUGUUCUUAGGCUAAUCUGAUAAUUUACAUCUUGUAAUUAAGAAAUACAGGGUUGAAACAGUAUGCUCAUCAGAAGAAAAAAUACUGCAUUUUCUCUUUCUUAUUUUUCCCCUCUGUGGAAUAUUUACUCUUCUAGCAUUUAUUUCUCAAGAAUUACUGACUUUAAAAGAAGCAAAGCACUACCAUUUUUCUUUCUAUACUGGUAUUUUUAAUGCUGCUUCUAGUUUUAAAAGGGAAAAAAGAUGCCAUAAGUCAAAAUUUACAAUACUGGAUGCUAAGAUCUUUCAUAUUUUUACUUCGAAUUUUUUUUUAAGUUUCUACCAUCCUAAGCAGAAAGAUUAUUUUCAGUUUCAUAAGAAACUUUAAGUAGAAAAAUUAUUUGUGGGUAUUCACUAGAAAAGUACUUUUUCUGCAUAGUGACAGUUUUGAUUAUGUCAUCAGUAAUGUUACAUGUUUCCUCUUUCAGAACAGUGCUGUAUAUACAAGUUGUUAUUGGCAAAGGAAAUCUGGCUAUUUGGCAGUAUUUUACCUAUGGGCAGAAAAAAUUAUUUAACUCUUAAGGUGUCUGUUAGUAAUUAGAAAAAGUUAUAUAGUGGUCUUAGUAGAAAAUUCAAAUCCUCCUGACUUAAUUUAAGGUUAAAUAAUACGUUUUUCAGCAUGCCUAUUAUAUAUAUAUAUAUAUAU
This is a messenger RNA of Lynx canadensis (Canada lynx), 4805 nucleotides long. RefSeq names its product large tumor suppressor kinase 1 (gene LATS1). Gene Ontology annotation, cellular component: spindle pole. NCBI's taxonomy places the organism in Eukaryota, Metazoa, Chordata, Mammalia, Carnivora, Felidae. The transcript has 8 exons. The record is from RefSeq and is a predicted model, not a curated record. The coding region runs from base 232 to 3615 and encodes 1127 amino acids. Gene Ontology annotation, biological process: peptidyl-serine phosphorylation; positive regulation of apoptotic process; G1/S transition of mitotic cell cycle. Gene Ontology annotation, molecular function: protein serine/threonine kinase activity; protein binding; ATP binding.